AAAAUUGACGAAAAUAUUGUCGUGUUCUCUUUUACUAAUUCGGAUAUAUUUUAUACGAUAAGCAAUAUUAAUAAUCGGAAAUAUAAAAAAUAUAAAUCAAGUCCACAAUUAUUAAAAAUGAUUAUAAGCAAUCGGCUCGAAUCACAAACGCUAUUAAUCUUCUUGUGUCAGGUGAUCGAUAGAAAUUUCUGAAUGCGCGUCGAAUUUCCAUUUUUCUAAGGUUUUACGAAAUCAAAAAGUAAAUCGAUAAAACUGAUUAGACUCGAUAAGAAAAGAAAUACUGCAUAAACGACUAGCAAACAAGUCUAUUACUAUAUAUAAAUAAGCGUCGGAACAGUUUCGAUCGCUGCGAAAAGUGCAUCGCGACAGCGGGAAUGCAUUUUAUCGGACCGGUGUUACUGGUUGCGAUCUCGCGCUCGUCGAGAGAUAAUAAGCGAACAAACGACGAGUCGCGCGUCAGUCUCAUCCUGUUCACAGACGGGACUGCUCGCAACCGAUGAUAUACAAUCGAUUGUCCUCAACUCUGUGUUAAUUAGUUGAUUAGAAAGAACCGCUCGCCGUAAAUCCGGUUGUACGAUCCCGUUGAUUUUUUUCUCUCAUCGAGACCGUGAUAUAUUUUCCGUUCGCUCUAAUCGGCUAUGAAUUCUCUUCGAUGGAACGGCGUUAAAUGUUCACCUGUGCUCGUCUGCUGAAAUUCCACCUUGCGUGAUACUGCAAUUUAAAGGUCGGCGACAACUCGGCAUAUGUUCCGCUGAGCGAGAACCGGCAUCCGGCAUACGCGACACGAAAGCAAGAGUGAUGGGAAUCGACGGUAUGAGGGUCGGCGGAGGCAGAUGCCCGCCUCUCCUGGUCGGAGGACUCCUUCUGGCGUGCCUCAUGCUCGUCUGCAGCUGGUGGACCCUGUCUUCCGAGAAUCUGGAGCUCAUCAGGCAGAUCGACGACCUGAACGAGCAGCUCAAAAUAAGUGCUGAAGAAAGAGAUCAGUGCGUAACAUUGCGUGGUAAUUUGGAGCAAAGGUUUAAACACACGGAAGAUGAAUUGGCUUCUUUGCACGUCCGCUUGGAACAGCAGAUGGAUUUUAAAAAGAGAAACGAGGAGCUCGAGGAUUCAGUUACUAUGUGUAAAAGUGAACUGGACUCGUUGAACAAACUGGAUGCCACGAAAACUGCAACGUUAGAAACAUUGAGAUUAGAAAAGGCCACCAUUAAUACUCAAUUAGAUGCAAAGCGGGAUGAAAAUAAAAAACUUCAAGAGGAAGUAGAUAGGUUGAAAGGAGAAGUAGAUAAAAUCAAGCUUAGUUGUAAUUCACCACCUGAGAAGAAAGAAACUCCAAAUCUCCAGCCACCAACGACAGUGGUCAUUAACAAGUCUCAGUUGCAUCCUGUACCGGAGUCUGCUGUAAGAAUAUCCGUAGCUGGUCAGCGAGGUUUGAAGUUCCACGGAAUUCCGAUCCUACCAACAGACCCACCUGGUGCUGUGCGCCAUACUCCUCGUUUCUCAGUGACUAUGUUGAAGAAAGUUGAAACGGAAUCGAAAGCCAAUGGACCAUCAAAUAAUACCGCAGAACAGGAUAUCCCAGUUGCCAACGACUUGGACGAUCCUGAAAAUCGUGCACGUGACAAUUAUGAAGAAGAAGAUAAAACGCAAGAUGCCACAAAUAAACGGAUACUGUGAUCAUUGAGAGAUCUGAAAAUGAGUGCCAAUAUAGCUAUUACAUUAGCAAUUUUUAGACAUAAGACGUGCUGCAAUAAUUUUCUGAUAAAGCAUUUUGUAUCACUUAAAGGAAAUAGUGAAGCUCUAUGCGCAAUAAAUUGUAAAUGUUUUACAUAAAAAUAUAAGAAUGCGCCAAAUUUUUAAUCAAAUAGCUAUACUUGUUUAUUUUUCUUUGCCAGUUUUAUUGCAGUCUUGUUUGAUAGAUAAUGGAAAUAAAUUUUGAUACAAAAAAGUAUUAUUGCGGCUUCCAUCAAAGAUAAUGACAGUUUAAGUUUGUAACAAAUUUUUAAUUAUGAAAAUUAGGCAUGAUAUUAAUUAGUUAUUUUAAAGUUUUAUUUCUUUACAUUCCUUACAUCUUACUGUAAAAUUAUUUUAUAUCCAUGAUGUGAAAUAUAUCAGUUUUGUAUAUCUUUGUUAGUACAUAUCUAAAAUAUACUCAGCUUACAUAAAAUUUCAUAAUUUCAUUGCAAAAUCCCUACGGUUUACACUUAUGUGAUGUUUAUUUGUACUAUUGUGUAGUACAGCAUCAAGUUUACUAAAUACUUAUUGAGUAAAAGAUUACAUGCGUUAGCUUGCCGUUCCUUUUUCUCAAUAUUUUAUACAUUAUUAAAAUUUGUUAUGUAAAUGAAAUAAAAAUAUAACAUCAAAGUGAUCGUUGAUUAUCAUAUUGUCUUCGUAAAUUAUAAGUUAUUGUUCCCUACAUGCUUGUCACUAUAUUUUCCAUUAUGUUCUCUUAUUAUGUACGAGAUCCAUAAUUUGUGUCGUAUUAUGUUUGAGGCUUAUCUCUCUAUUUGACAGCUAAUUAAUAAAUGACGUGAUAUAUAAAAUGACAACGUUACCUAUAUCUUUAAUGACAUGUAGCAAUUUUUCUUUUUUAUAUAUGGUGAUGAUGACUUUAUGUCAUUAAUAGGGGUAUUUCUGUUAUUCAUUUUUUUAAUUCUAAGACAAUAAUUAUAAUAUUCUUUUACUGAUAUGAAUGUAUGAAUAUUUCAUGUUUUAAUGUCGCAUUAUGUAAAUUUCUCUAAACAUGCAAUAUAUAUAUAUAUAUAUUGGUAUAUUUAUUUUAAUCGAUACGGUCAUUCUUUAUGAAUUUUAUAUAUUGCAAAACCAUUAUCAUAAAUGCUGCCAAUAAUACUUAUAUUUGCUGCUACAAAUAGUCACACUUGCUGUUAUUACUAUAAAAUUAAUUAAUAGUCAAUAACAUAAUAUAUAUGUAUAUUAUAUGUACAUACAUUAUAUAUGAACUUGCAAUAACUGACUUCAACAUAGAAAAUGUUAAGUUAUACAAACAUAAUAUUAAAUAAAUAUUAUAAAAAUCUAUUUCUCAUUUAACAAUAUGUCUAUGUCUCGUUUAACAGUAUGGGUACGUUCUGUUUUAUGCAUGAUGCGCAUAAUGCAUCAUUUAUCCUUGUUGUUCAUUAAAUGUUAAACAAGGAUAAGUGAUGUUAUAGGCGCGUCAUGCGUGAACCGGAACGCACCCACUAUGUAAUAAUACACAUAUAUGCAUAUACAUUCACAAUAUUGUAUAAUAAUAUGUAACAAAACAUUCGAGAAUUAUUAUGGAAAAUUGUGCGUUAAUCGACGGGUUACCCCUAUGAUUAAAAUAAUAUGUUAAUAUAUUACAACGAAAUAUAAAAUGUGACUAGGAAAAAUUAAGUAACGACUAGAUAAUUAGUAUGCGGAUUUCCGUCUUAAUGAUUGUUACGUACUAAAAUAAUUGUUAUUUUACAAAUUUUUCAUCACUAGUUCAUGACUAAAAAAUAAUUAAUGACU
Molecule: messenger RNA, 3486 nt
Organism: Temnothorax curvispinosus
Lineage: Eukaryota; Metazoa; Arthropoda; Insecta; Hymenoptera; Formicidae
Exons: 8
Coding region: 799-1674 (291 amino acids)
Source: RefSeq, a predicted model, not a curated record